Molecule: messenger RNA, 228 nt
Organism: Brenthis ino (lesser marbled fritillary)
Lineage: Eukaryota; Metazoa; Arthropoda; Insecta; Lepidoptera; Nymphalidae
Source: the annotation of a GenBank genome assembly
AUGUUUAUAGGCCAUUCAGUGGUGUACGACGGCAAAGAAGCGGAAUUUGUUUAUGAGAACGUACGAUUAGGCUAUGAGGGUUUGCAAACUGAAGACAGUGAGAUGGUCGAGGUGAAUGUACGCGCUAAGUGUGCCACGCGCCGGAGAAAUACUUCGGAAUGGAUACCGUUAGUGGAACGCGGUCAGGCCGGCAGCGGUACCGGUGUUCGUGCCUGCAACAUCGCCACU